GUUGUCAAUUAUCACUUAUUUUUGAUUCAGAAAAAGUACGUUCUAUUCAUAAAGAGUUAAUGACUUAUGGAAUAGUGGUUGAUAUAAGAGAACCAAAUUGUCUUAGAGUUGCCCCUGCACCUUUGUAUAAUACUUUUUCUGAGGUCUGGAAAUUUGUAAAAGCUUUAAAAAUGGCUGUUAAUGAUUUAGCAGUUAAGGAUGAUGGUGAAGUUGUUUCUCUUUAA
This is a messenger RNA of Entrophospora sp. SA101, 224 nucleotides long. The record is from the annotation of a GenBank genome assembly. NCBI's taxonomy places the organism in Eukaryota, Fungi, Glomeromycota, Glomeromycetes, Entrophosporales, Entrophosporaceae.